Chelonus insularis is the source of this 4524-nucleotide messenger RNA. RefSeq lists its product as uncharacterized. Bases 87 to 4382 code for a protein of 1431 amino acids. Gene Ontology annotation, cellular component: nucleus. The transcript has 3 exons. NCBI's taxonomy places the organism in Eukaryota, Metazoa, Arthropoda, Insecta, Hymenoptera, Braconidae. The record is from RefSeq and is a predicted model, not a curated record.
GUGGCGGCAGGUGAACGACCAAUCAAAUUAACGAUAGCAUACACAAUAUAUCUCAAGUUGGAGCAUAUUAUGUGCACGAAAUCAAGAUGGCAUCCGAAGAGAGUGCAAGUGCCGUGUCAAAUGAAGAGUGUGAUGUCAAUAGUGAAUCAAAACGCGUCGUUAAUUCAUGUAUUGUGGAUAAAGUGAGUGUUGAACAAACAAAAGUGACGUGUAGUAUAAAAUCAAAUAGUUUAUGCGAGUUAGAUAAUCAUAUAAAUAACAAUUGGGACAAGAGUUUUAUGCCAAAGACGCCCAGCGGGACGCCCACGGAUUUUAUAUCUGCAUCAUCAACAACUAGACUUUUUAAAGAACAUAAUAAAUACCAAGAGACAAAAGGCAGACAAUUAUUUCAUAGGAAUGUUGGAAAUGUUGCCGGGGUAAACCCGGCCACUGUCAACACUAGUUUAACUUCAGUGUUUUCAGAAUCACGCAACAUGUCCGGUCAUCGCAUUAAGGACGCGAACAUAUCUACGUCCCUUUCUAGAGAUUCUGAUUCAGAUUCAAAUGGUGCCAUUAGAGACUCUGUGAAACCUUUGUGUAGAGAGAGUGUGCACAACACAUUUCAUGCUGACACAUCACAUGAGAGUGAAUCAAUGCCGGAAAGUAGUAAUAAUCUACAAAGUAAACCUCCACCAGUAAAAUUAAAGGAAUGUGGUAAUGUAUCUAGUAAGAUUCCUCAACUAGGAGAAAGUCCUCAAUGUAGUGGCAAUAUUAUUACAAGUCCACGAAGUCCAGACUAUCCACCAAGAGUUUCUACAAACCCCCAUAGCCCCGAUACAACUUUUAUAUCAAGUGAUGUAACACGAACUUCAGAUAUUGCUAUUGCCAUGGACACUGCAAAGUACAAUGACGCUGAGUCAAAAACCUCACAAAGCACUACAGUAUUUAGUGAAUCAUUUAAUUCUAAAGUAUCUCAUUCAGUUCCUAUUAAAAUGGAGACUGAUCAAGAUGAGUGUAAUGAUAAAAUAAGCAUCAAAAGUGAAAAUCAAACAGUCAUCAAGACUGAAGAAGAUAAAAUCAAGCUAGAACCUCCAGAGUCUUCAGAAAUCAUAGAUGAAUCAUGUAAAAAUAUUUCGUCAUCAUUUAGUGAACCUAAAAUUGAUUCUACAACGUGUAAUAUCACUUUAAAUGAAUCAACAAAAACAUCAACAUCACUAUCAUCGUCAUCAGCAUCGAGUCUAUUAACGAGCAAUAAUGAAAAAUCAUGUACAACGUCGAGUGAAAAGCGGAGAGAUUAUAGCGAACGACACAGGUGUUCUAGAUGUUAUAAACGAAGUAAAAUAAAACGAGCUAGUAUUGGAGUUCAAUGCAGACGUGAUAGAACCACUCUACCGCUGAACAGGAAAGAAAAUUCUCAUUCAAACUCGGCUAAUGCUAAUUUACGACUUCACUUAGAGGCAAAAAGCUUUAAAACACUCAACCAAUCGAUCAUAAAAAAUGAUCAGCUUGAAGGGUUGAAGUAUAAGAAGUUUAUUCAUAUAGAAACCUAUCCAAAUGGUGGUGCUACAGUAGUUCAUAUGUACCAGGAUGAAAUAGACACUUUGUCAAAAGAGCAGAUUGAAGAAUUAACUCAUGAAUUUUUCAAAGUUGUUUUUGGUGAAGAUGAAAACGGCAAUGCUUACAAUGUUAUGGGUAUUGUCCAUAAUUCAGCAGCGUAUCUUCCUGAUUUACUGGAUCAUAUGGCCUAUAAUUAUCCAACACUGACUGUCAAAAAUGGAGUAUUAGGAAGAAAUAGUGAUAUAGAAACUACAACAAUGCUCCAAUAUAAAGAUCAAGUUUAUAAAGCUUACAGUAAUGGAACUGUAAGAUAUGGACCAUUACAUCAAAUUAGCCUUGUAGGAACAGUUCACGAAGAAGUGGGAGGAUAUUUCCCCGACCUUUUACAACGGUUAGAAGAAAAUCCUUUUCUUAGAAUGACAAUGCCAUGGGGUCCAAUGUCUGUGGUGAAAAUGGAAACUCCUCAAGAGUCUAACGAUGGUCCGAUUCUUUGGAUCAGACCUGGAGAACAGUUAGUUCCUACUGCAGAUAUUAAUAAGAGUCCUUGUAAGAGAAGAAGGACUGGAAUAAAUGAAUUAAGAAAUCUUCAAUAUCUUCCACGAUUGAGUGAAGCUAGAGAAUAUAUGUUUGAAGAUCGCACGAGAGCACAUGCUGAUCAUGUAGGACAUGGUCUGGACAGAAUGACAACCGCAGCAGUUGGUGUGCUAAAGGCCAUUCAUGGUGGUCAACCGUCCGAGUAUAAUAGAAUCACAAAGGAUGUAGUAGCUUUUUAUGCUGGAGAUUUUCCAGAGCUCGUAGAAAAACUUCAACUAGAUUUACACGAGCCACCGAUAUCUCAAUGUGUCCAAUGGAUUGAAGAUGCCAAGCUGAAUCAGCUUAGAAGACAAGGAAUCCGUUAUGCACGAAUUAAUCUUUAUGAUAAUGAUAUUUAUUUUUUACCAAGAAAUAUCAUUCAUCAAUUUCGAACAGUUUCUGCUGUCUCUAGUAUCGCCUGGCACGUAAGACUGAAGCAAUAUUACCCCGAUUCUCCAGUCAAUUCCAAUAUUAGGCACGGAAGAUCGAUAUCUGAGAACAGCGGUCAUUUUAAAGAGAAAAACAGUCUUUCCGGGGUUCUUAUUGAUGAGCAGAAGGAAAAUGCUGAUAGACAGCAUAUGGCUGAUAAAAAGGCCAAGGAAAGAGCUGCAGAGUAUCAAGGAAACUUAAAAAAGUCUGAUCAGCAUGGAAGAAAAAGGAAAGACGAACAUAAGAGUCGAGAUCGUAGUAGGCAAGAUGUUGAUAAAAGGAAAGAUCGAAGGAGAGACUCUAAAUCUAUAGAUAAAAGAAAACGAGAUAAAAUAUCGAUUAAAAGAAAGUCUAAUGAUGAAGAAAGACGGAGUAGUAAGAAACACGAUCACCAUCAUUCAAGUUCAGUUAGAAGUCGCUCUACUGAUAAAAAGAAGAAGCAAGAAGGUAGUGGCAACAGCAGUAGCAGUAGUAGUAAUAGUAGUAGUCGUCAAAGGUCUCAUAGUAACUCGAGUAAUUCUUCUUUUGUAUCUAAAAGAGACGAAUCGACUGUUAUUGGCUCAAAGCCGACACUACCAAGUCAAUUGUCGGAGUUUUCCUUGACAGAAUCAUCAGUUCCAUCACAAACUACUCUUCCAAGUCGAUGUUCUACUCCAGAACUCAAUCAGGAGGUGACAAUCUCUCUUGACAAUGAAACUAAAUUAGAGAGACAAUCCACGGGCAAAGUUUAUGCCACAGAAGUUGUAGAUAAAGCUUUAGAAAUUGCUGUUUAUAAAUCUAAAACUGAUGUUGAAGAAGUUUGUCAAUCCUUCCGACAUGGAGUUGCUGAAGCUUCAAAGGAAGUUAUAGAGAAAAUCAAGAAAGAAUGUUUUGAGAUAGCUUUAAGAUCUUACGAAAAACAGAGCUCUAAUUUUGAAAAGUUAUCAAGAUUAUUAGAGACAGAAACAAUGGUAGCUUUUACAUCAGAAAUGGAGUGUGCGACUGAGAAUGCAGUAAAAGCUUUAGUAGAAAUGGCUGAAGAAGAAGCUAAAGAAAAACUGAAGGAUGUUUCAGAUAAUUUAGACCAAUCAGCAUCGUCAGAAAGGUCUUCAGAAGCUGAAAAAAUCGUCCCAGAUAUUCCGGAAUUAGAAUCUGUUACUAAUGAUCCAUCAAACAUAAGUUUUUCCGCAUCCUGGGCUCAUAAACCUGAAGAAAAAUCUUCUAAAUCAGAACAUCGAUCAUCCAAGAGUUCCAGAAGCUCCAGCAAACAUCGAAGCGAUAAGGAUUCGAGAGAUUCACGACACAAAGAUAGGCGAGAUCGAGAUCGGAAGGAUAGAGACAAAGACAAAGAACACAAGAGACAUUCUCAUGAAGACAGACAUGAUUCCAGCAGCAAAUCACAAAGCUCACGCACUGAAUCUGUAUCAGCAGUAUCUUCCUCUUCUUCCGUGAAUAAGUCUUCUUCAUUCUCGUCUUCAUCUUCAUCAACUAGAGAUGAAGGUAAAACUGAUAGGAAAGAGAGCAAGCGAGAUUCUCAUCGUCAUGAUAGAGACUAUCAUCGAAAAAGUUCAUCUCAGUCUAAAGAUGAAUCUAAACCUCGCUCCAGCUCAAGUUCUAAUUCUAAUCAUAAAAGAAAAUCUAGCAGUAGUUCCAGUCAUUUGCACAAAGAAUCAAAGAGACUGUGUACUGGCAAUGAUUCUAUUAUUCGACAGAAUGUUAGUCAAACUCAUGCACCUGAAACACCUUCUAAUGCUCUUAUUAAUAGCAACAAUAAUAAUAAUGAUAACGGUAACAACAGUAAUAAUAGUAAUAAUAAUACUGAUAACAGUAAUAAUACUAGUGAUGAAUCAAGCAGCAGAAUCUAAAUGACAGUUUUGAAUUAUCAAACGUGUAUAGUACAAUCAUUUUUCACUAAACAGAGUCUAUAAAAAAGAUGACAUAAAAUAAGAAGCAUUUGAAAAGGUUUGAUAAAAAAAAAACUAAAUGAAAACAAAAAAAAAAUUAAAC